AUGAAAUCUAUAACAAGAAUUGAAAAUGCUCGUCAUCAAAUAAAAUUAUGUCAGAAAGAAAAUUUUUAUCAUUUAUUAAAAGAUCGUGAACUUGAUCCAUGGACACAAACACGUCUUGAUUCAAUUAAAAAUAAAUAUGAUCAAGUUAAACAUAAUUUAAAUGUUUUAUUAAAAUUAACACAUAAAACAAUACAUAAUAAAUCAUUAUCUAGAAAUGAUAAUGAUAUUGAAAAUGAAGAUUUUCUACCUGAUUUAGAACUAUUAAAUACAUCUCAAACAAUGAAACAAGGAAUUCAAAAACGUCUACGUGAACUUAGUCAUAAAGUAUCUGACAUAGAAAAAGAUUUACAAAUUAUUUAUACAAAAUUCAAUAAAGAUUUAUUAAGUAGUAAACAAAAUGAUUCAAAUUUAACAAAGACGACAAUGUCGUCUCAGAAAUUAUUUCAUCCGUUAGAUUCAGAAAUUUUAUUACAUUUACAAGCUACUCAUCCAAAUAUUAAUGAAAUUUAUGUUCCACAAACACCAUUAAUUCAUUUAUCAUCAGUAAAUGAACAAAAAAAAUCUUCAACUAUUGAAAUAACUAAACCACACACACCUAUACAAACAAAUUCUUCACCAACAAUUGAAUCUGAAAAUUUUAAACAAAUGUUACGUAUUGUUCGAGCAUCAAUCGAUCUAUAUUCUGGUGCAGCAAGUCCAGAACAAUUACGUGAAUUAUCAAAUACAAUUUCGACAAGUCCAUUAUCAUCAUCAUCAUCAUCAAUACAAAAAUCUAAUACAAUAUCAAUUAAUAAAACUCCAACUAUACCUAAAACAACAACCACAACAACAACAACAACAACAACUCAUUCAAAAUCACCAACGGUUACAAAAUCCUUAAAUACAACAAUACCAUCAACAAAUAUUGUACAAAUACCAGCUAAAACUGUUACUUCACCUAUACCAAAUAUUUCUAUUAUACCAGCAACACCAACAAUAUCAUCAGAUAUAUCAUCAAAAAUUCAAUCAAAUAAACCACUUAUUCAAACAUCUACUGAUCUAACAAAAACAUCAGGUGAUAGUGUUAUACGAUCAUUACUUAAUAAUAAUACUGUAUCAACUUCCCCAACUCCAACAUCAAAUUUAAAUCAACAAUUAAUUAAUUCUACAACAAAUCAAAUUAUUAAAUCAAAUAUUCCUAAUGCAUUAACGUCACAAGUAACAAAUCAAGCUCCAACAACAACAAUAACAACAUCUGUUCAAUCAAUAUCUCCAACAACUAAACCAAUUAUAUCAACUGGUCUAAGUUCAUUCGGUUCAAAACCAAUACUUGGUAGUAAUGCACUUAAUUUAAUAUCUACUACAUCAUCGACUACUCCAUUUGGUAUUACUACAGUAACAACAACAAAUAACGGAUUAUUAUUUGGUAAUGUUUCUAUUACAACUAUAUCUGCUCCUAGUUCAUUGAUUACAACAGCAGCAACAUCCGCAACUCCUACUCCAUUUGGUACCGGAUUUGGUACUCCUACUACAACAACAACAUCAGCUUCUACUCCAUUCGGUACUCCUACUACAACAACAACUGCGACAACAUCACCUUCUAUUCCAUUUGGUACCGGAUUCGUUUCUGCUCCAUUUGGUACUGGAUUCGGUACACCUACGACUUCAGCUCCAGCAACAUCAGCAUCCAGUACUGGUCUAUUUACUACUGCAACAACUUCAACUUCUACUCCACUUGGUAUUAGCGUGGGCUUUCCUACUACUACAACUGCAACAACAUCAGCAUCGGGCACUGGUCUAUUUGGUGCUCCAGCAACAUUAACAUCAACUCCUAAUCUAUUUGGCAGCGGCUUCAAUACUUCUACUACAACAACAUCAGCACCUAGUACUAGUCUAUUUGGUAGUGCAUCAACAACAUCUCCAUUUGGUAGUGGAUUUGGUGCUAGUUCGACAGCAUCUCCAGGUACAACAUUUGGUGGUUAUGGUUCUACUUCAACAGCAUCAACAUCGGGUACGAGUAUAUUUGGUAGUAGUGGUUUUCCAUUUACUUCAACUGCUAAAUCAACAGCUGGUACUUCAUUAUUUGGUAGUAGCAGCAGUAGUAGUACACCUGCAUUUGGUAGUAGUUUUUCUGGUUUUGGCACACAAGCAAAUUUGUCUGGAUCAUCGACUGGUUUUUCAUUUGGUGGAUUUGGUGGUGCUCAACCUGCAGAAACAACAACACCGACAACAACACAAUCAGAUUUUGGUUCUUUUGGAUCACCACCUCCUACAUCAUCACCAUUUGGUGGUUCAAUGUUUGGAGGAACAUCUGGACAAACAACUGGUUUUGGUACAGCAACAUCAUCAUUUGGAGCUACAUCAACACAAUCAGCAACUUCACCUUCAUUUACAACUUAUCGUAAAUAA
Molecule: messenger RNA, 2388 nt
Organism: Rotaria sordida
Lineage: Eukaryota; Metazoa; Rotifera; Eurotatoria; Philodinida; Philodinidae
Source: the annotation of a GenBank genome assembly